AUGAAAACGGAAGCUAAGGAUGGAGAAGAGGAAAGCCUGCAGACAGCAUUCAAAAAGCUAAGAGUUGACUCAGCUGGGUCUACUGCUUCUCCCUCUGUGGGUGAAGGGACAAGUCCUAGAGCACUAGUCAGAACAGUGGCAGAUGAAACCAAACCUAAGAAUGUGUGCACUUCUAAGGAAACCUGGCACGGGUCUGUGAAGAAGCCUUCAAGAGGAGUUGUGAGAACCCAGCGUCGCAGACGUUCCAAGUCUCCAAUUCUUCAUCCUCCGAAGUUUAUCCAUUGCAGCACAACUUCACAUUCCAUGUGCAAGCAGCUAGUGCACAAGAGCCAGAUUGAUGCUGCAGAAGACAGCGCUAGGUUUGGGAUGCCAGUCCCAAAGGAAGCUUGUGCACAUGAACGAUGCAGUAUUGCUCCUGACAUUGUCGAGAAGGGUGCUGAUGUUGAAUCUUUGGGAGCUUCUGUUGCACAGUCAGCAUCAGACAACAAACAGGACAACUCUCCAGCUGCUGUUUCUCUGACAUCCAAAGCAAGCCUAAAGACUACGGAGCUUUCUGACUUUGAAUCCAUGUCCAAGCUGAACACAAAUAAGCCGUGUGUGUGUGCAGAUAAAGCCUGUCAGUGUAAACGAUGGCAAGAUAUGGAAGUGUACAAAUUCUCUGGCUUACAGAACACUCUCCAAUUGGCACCUGCUAGAACAGUUUCUGAGGAUAACUCCCAGGCUUUGCCAUCAAGAACUCCCUCAAGUUCUCCACGCUCUUGCUCUGAGCAAGCCAGGGCCUUUGUGGAUGAUGUGACUAUUGAAGAUCUUUCGGGAUACAUGGAGUAUUACCUGUAUAUUCCAAAGAAAAUGUCUCACAUGGCAGAAAUGAUGUACACUUGACAACAAUGAGCACUAAAACCAGAAGGGUGGGUGGGUUAAAUCUGCCCUCUGUCACACUCAUGUGAGAUGCAGCCCACUCCCUGCUCACUCUGCUUGCAAUAAAAACACUUCUUUUC
Messenger RNA from Mesitornis unicolor (brown roatelo), 998 nucleotides. It is a transcript of the gene OSER1, whose product is annotated as oxidative stress responsive serine-rich 1. NCBI's taxonomy places the organism in Eukaryota, Metazoa, Chordata, Aves, Mesitornithiformes, Mesitornithidae. The record is from RefSeq and is a predicted model, not a curated record. Gene Ontology annotation, biological process: cellular response to hydrogen peroxide. The transcript has 3 exons. Bases 1 to 882 code for a protein of 293 amino acids.